AUGCUUAAAGAUUUUGUCCGAUUUAUAAACUGGUGUGGCAAAUGUCAGAUAUUCUCACUAUUCAUCCAUACCCUGGCGAUAUUGCUCCAUUCCGUAGUAUCCCCAUGGCCUUUUUAUCAAUGGGGAAUGGACAUACUUGGGCCCUUCCCGGUGGCACCAGGACAACUAAAAUUCUUAUUUGUCGCGGUUGAUUAUUUCACCAAAUGGGUGGAGACAGAAGCCAUGGUCCAGAUCACAGCUAAAAGGGUGAGACAUUUUUUACUUGAGGAAUAUCAUUUACAGAUUUGGGUUACCCCGGGUUAUCAUUUCAGAUAA
Messenger RNA from Vicia faba (fava bean), 315 nucleotides. The record is from the annotation of a GenBank genome assembly. Lineage: Eukaryota; Viridiplantae; Streptophyta; Magnoliopsida; Fabales; Fabaceae.